AUGGAAACAAUUGCAUUGCCAUCGGGGUCUUUUGUAGACAAGCAGUUGCGGCUGCAAAUAGACUCAAAAGUGCCGCAAUCAUUUUUGCUUACAAAUGGGCUGCAUAUGGCAAUGGGUUUGGCACCCCUGGAAACCAUUUACUCUGUGCUUUCUUCUGUAUCGCAAGGGGAAAAAGUGUUGGUGGUUGCAAUUAUAUCACGGCCAGUCGUUUUUUGCAAUGGCCUUCCCUAUGCCCUUGAAGGGGAUUAUCUUACCGGUCUCCUUUCCGGGGAAACACUUUCUGCAAUGGAGAGACGCCUCGUCGCUCUUGUUCAACGUCUACAAGAUGGCCAAAGUAAUAACGCCGCAGAGGUUCCAUCUGCAAAAAGCGCAACAGAAAUUUCCCAAGUUGCCAAGGAAGUAUCUUCAAAUUGUUCUGAAAUUUGCGCAGGUGUCGAUACGCCAUCUUCAAGUGUUGUGGCAUUGGCGGAUGCUUUUCCAAGCUGCGCCCGUCUUGCCUUUCCAACAGGCUCAGACACAGACUCAGAUCCGCCAAUGGAAUUUCUUGACCAGUUUGCUAAACUUAUGUCGACAUUUGGGGACAGAAAGGUAUUUUUGAUUGGCGAUGCCGACUCUCCAGGUCCACUUUCUGUGGUCCUUGCUGCAUUAAGGAUUAUGGCUGCUUCAAAAUCGCCUUUAAGCCCACCACAUCAGCAAGAUAUUUGCACACAACUUAAAGAAGAGGAAUUGCUGCCACAGCAUGGCAAUGAGAAAACACACAAAGCCUCAUCAUUUUCGGGACAGAGCCACCACUCAGCAAAGAGGAAUACGCAAGCUCCUGAACAUGUAGAUUUUGAAAGGAUCUCAAUUAUGGUGGGGUCUAUCCCAGAUGGCAUGGCGGCAAAGCUGUGCGUAGAUAGAAUUUUUGCGAAUCUUUACUUUAAGGAAAAUUUCUCGCACAUCAGAACGCCUACAGAGCGCAUUCUUCAUCAUCACUCUUUGGGAAACUUGGAUGCCGCUGCUACAUGGCUUGGAAGAUAUGCAGCUCUUAUUCUUUUUGCACAUUGGCGCGAUCAAAAAAGCAACACGGAUCGCUUUCUGCCCUGGGCGUCUGCGACAAUGCCUGAUCUUGUCUUUGGGCAGCUACAGGCGUUUUCAAAACGCCCUGCAUCAUCGUGGCUAUUUCGUCCUUUGCCUUCGCCUGCAAACAUCAGUGAUAUCGCAGUGGAAGAGGAGCGUUUAUCACUAACAGGUACACCCAAUGCGGCGAAUAGAAUUAAAAGCGGCCUUCCGCUCAUCCUACAUUCUUCAGCCCUUAUCAUGAAAAGGGAUGCGGACGAGCAACGAAUAUGUCGCAUUGAUGCUGAUGCUAGUGUUUUGAAUUUAUCGCACCAUAACGCAAAACGAAAUCUGCAUCAGAAGGUAGGCAAUGUCAUCUCGCUGAUCGGAAUCGGACAAAUGAGUUUAAAACAUCAGCGCGAAUGGAUGCUCAAGUUUCAGGAAAUUUCGGAUCAAUUUUGCCAACCAAUUUUGUGGCUCAACCUUCGUGGAGAACCUUAUGUUCAUAUCGGUGAAGAGAGCAUUUGGUCGCUUCGAGACGAAGCGACUGCAAAAAGACAUCUACGGGCAUUUGUGGGAGUUCCGGCUACGCGCUUGGCGGAGAUAGAAGAUCGGAUUGCGGAAGACUUGCGCCCUCUGCUAGAGGCGUGCGUGGAUCGGGAGAACUUUUUCUUUUUCGAGGAGCGAUCAGGCAUGGUCCCAUCCACAUGGCCACAAGGAACCAUACGAAGCCCCACCGCCGCCGUUAUUGAAGCCCGAAAGGUUACACGUUCUGAGAUCCACUGGAAACGCAUCCCACUUCCUGGAGACACGAAGCCCGCUAUUGCACACAUUGUCGCGAUUCUUGAGGCUGCUGGUGAGUUUUUUUCAAUCGGAGGAAAUGUUGUCAUGGUGCAAUGCCGUUCUGGACGUCAAGGCUCGCGUUCUUCGUUUUGCAUGGCACUUCUUUUGGUGUUACUUGCCCAUGAAGAAAAAGAAGAGACAUAUCCGAUGCCUACAGGUACAGAUGACGACCCCAAAAUUGUGGCGUUGGUUCGAGCAGCGCCUCAUGGUCGCGCUGCAUGGCAACUUGUCAGCAGCGUUGUGGCAAAGCAGCUGGGUGGGGGCCACUUUUCACGGACCGCGUUGCAUGCAAUGCGUAGCGGACCCAGACGCCAUGGCGUAGUGAUAUCGCGUCUCUUUCUGCUUGUGAUGGUCGCCUCUUUUCUUCUCGAUGAGCGACCAUGUCGCGACAAGUUUCUUGGAGAGCGUUUUGGCAAAUGGCUUACUUUGCACCUCGAGAUGAUGCGAAUGUAUGCAGCGCUACUUCAAUCCACAACGGAGCGGCUGGCAAUGCAUACAAAAGAAGUUUUUGGACUAGACCUGGGGCUAAGGGGUGUUUCCGUCAUGGACGCGGAUCACAUUCUGAAGGAUGCGCACUUUAUCGGGUGCCAUCGGCUUCCUCAGGCAGUACCACGAAUUGCGGGUGCGCCCAAUUUUCGAAUCAAAAAGUGGUGCGGACGUGUGUUGGCAGGCACAGGCAUCCCAUCACUAUUGGCCCUGCCGGCAAUAGCUCGGGCCAUGAUGGAAGCAACGGACUGCACUUGUAAACAGCGCAUACGGCUGCUAUGGAUAAACUUGCGCGAAGAACCUGUGCUUUACUUGGGACCUGGGCCAUUUUCCCUUGUGGAGGCCUGUCGGCCGUUUCAAAAUAUCGUUACCACUGGUAUUUCGGCGCGGGACGUUGAGCGGAUUGAAGGGGAUCUUGUUGCACUGGUCAAAGAAGAAGUUGAUCGUGAAAAAAGUGUGCUGGUGCAUGGCGAGGUUGAGGAGGACGACUGCGGUCUCACACAGCACGCAUACAGAUUGAGUUUGCAAGGGCCUGCGGACGUACGCACACCGCGAGAAGCGCUUUCAACCAUCGAAGGUGUCGAAGAAGUUGUAUAUUUCCGAAUACCGAUUAGCGAUGAGCAGGCUCCUCUUCCGCAUGCUUUUGACGAGAUUUCGGCUGUUCUUGAUAGUUUCUGGAAUGCCCAGGAAACAACGGCCGGUCAAAAUGGUACACUUGAGCCGAUAAACAUGGCCCUUUUUCACUGUCAGAUGGGACGUGGACGGACAACCACGGGUCUUGUUCUUUGUGCAUUGAUGCUGCUUAAACAUGAACACAAAAGUCGAUCUAGUAUCCUUUCGAACGCUCAUGUUGUACUGGCGGCGCAAGAUUUAUCUGCCGAGGAUAUGGACAAUGCAUUCGCACCGGUGCGCGGCCUCGUCGAUAUGCUGGAGAAUGGGGCAGCUGCAAAGCGUAUCGUAGAUUACGUCAUAAACUCUUUUGAUGAUGUGCAGAAUCUGCGACUGGCCAUUCCAAAGCUUUCGGAUCACUUGGCGCUGCAGGUGCAGUAUUUGGAGCGCUACUUUUAUCUGAUUUGCUUUGGCCACUAUCUCUUUUUUGAUCGCCUUCAUGAUCACAAUGGGCUCUCUUCAAGCUUUGAAGCAUGGCUACUUUGUAGGCCCCAUGUUGCAGCUCUGGCUCGCCGUAUCCGGCCCAAAGAUCUAGGCUGCUGGGCGAGUCCUCCCGUGCUAAUCCAAAUGGGAGAGCUCGAGGAGGACGCAGACGAUUUUGAUGAUGCACCGCUUUUUUCGCCUAUCCUCUCAAUUGCACCCGAAAUUUACCCGGAGGCUGCUGUUUCGGCACCGAACAGACAGCUGAAGAAGGCUCCAGCAACUGGAGCAGCCUUGCAGCGACUUCUUCUCAACAAGCUUCUUGAAUUUGUUCGCUUUAAAAAAGGACCUAGCGAGUCAUUCCGCGAUUUGCAUAGCAUAUCGCUCAACGAAAAUGAGGAUCCAGAACCCAGGAUCAAGCAACUUAGGGAUGAUGCCCAUUCGCUGGUUGCAGAGCGUCUGUUGAUGUUCCAAAAGGCCUCAGAGGCAUUUCAGUCGCUUGGGCGGAAUUCGGGCGGUGCAAGUGUCGCAUCAUUUUAUGCGCGAAAAGCAAUAUAUUUGAUUCUUUUGGCGAACAACUCGGUUUGGAAUACUAGAGACAUUGUCAUUGAUUUCCACGGCUUGCAUGUGUCCGAGGUGCAGAUGCUGACGAGGGAGCUUCUUUUCAUCUGGCAUCAACUUGAGACUAGGGAGCCACUGGUCAUUGUGACGGGCUCUGGACAGCAUUCCAAAAAGGCUCCACGGCUCCUUCCGGCCGUCAUUUCGAUCGUUGGCGAGAACAGGCCUGUACAGUGGAUUUGGAGCAAUCGAAACGGUGGCGCUGUCGUUAUACACGGCUGGGUUUCACCGUCCUGA
Messenger RNA from Mitosporidium daphniae, 4311 nucleotides. RefSeq lists its product as uncharacterized. Gene Ontology annotation, biological process: dephosphorylation. The record is from RefSeq and is a predicted model, not a curated record. The coding region runs from base 1 to 4311 and encodes 1436 amino acids. Lineage: Eukaryota; Fungi; Microsporidia. Gene Ontology annotation, molecular function: phosphatase activity. The transcript has 4 exons.